Molecule: messenger RNA, 7283 nt
Organism: Nyctereutes procyonoides (raccoon dog)
Lineage: Eukaryota; Metazoa; Chordata; Mammalia; Carnivora; Canidae
Gene: CLRN3
Product: clarin 3
Exons: 6
Coding region: 5672-6709 (345 amino acids)
Source: RefSeq, a predicted model, not a curated record
UGUCUUAAAGACCUUGCCCUGAAUUAAUGGGAAGUGUAUCUAGUGAUAUAGAAAUAAGCUGUCUUCCACAUAUGGAAUCUGAUUUUUGGCUUUAAAAUCACAAAUCAGUUCCUGUUGGAGUGGAUACUCCCUCUGGGAGGUUCACCCAAAGUCCCCUAGCAUGAGAUUUUCAUUAGAUCUUGAGGGAAAUCUGCUUCUAGAAUGUUCUCUGAAAGCUCUGGCUUCUAUAAAUUUAGUUUUCUGCCAAGGUAAUCCAUAAUUUUCUUUUUUUUUAAUCUUUAAAUGCAGGAAAUGAAGAAAACAAAGAAAGGAUCAUUUUAUUGACUUCUUACACAGCAGAAAAUGUUUUUUUUAAAAAAAUAUUUUAUUUGUUUACUAGAAAGAGAGAGAGAGAACACAAGCAGGGGACCAUCAGAGCAGGCAAAAUGAGAAGCAGACUCCCCACUGAGCAGAAAGCCCAUAGUGGGGCUCUAUCCCCGGACCCCAGGAUCAUGACCUGAGCUGAAGGCAGACACUUAACCAACUGAGCCCACCAGGCGUCCCGCAGAAAAUGUUUUUAAUGAAUCUGGGCUGGGUUUUGAAUCUUCAGGCAUGAACCCUGGGCUUCCCAGCCUCCAGAACCCUGAGAAACAAGUGUCAGCUAUUUCAGGACCCGAGUCUAUGGCCUUUUAUGACAGCAGCCCUAGCUGACCACGACAGGCUCUUUGGAGCCACUCAGCUACAGAGCCCGGGGGAACGUGAGCAGAAGCAAGGCUCUGAGGUCACUGCUUUCCAGAAGCACCGGUAGGUGAGGAUGGAUUGUAGCAAAGAAGGAAAUCUUUGAUUUGAGAAAUCACGGCAGCUCCCCAAGUGAACCAGCGAGCCCCCCAGCUGGCUCCCGUCCAGGCCUGCGGUUUGGGGGAGCCUUGGGGCAGCAGGGGCAGGGCAGAGACACAGCGGGCAGGUGCUCCUGGGCGAUGCAAAGCCCUCCCUGAGCAUCGUCGCUGAGCGGAUGGCGGAUGGCGUAGCCGACCUUUGGGGGAGUCUCGCUACGGGAACUGAGUGAGUGACCUUCUGUCUUGGGAAGACAGACGCCCGGGGGGCUCUCAGGGCUGGGGACAUGGGGAACAGCCCGCUGGCCUCCCUGAGUGAGCCGCAGGCAGGGCGGCUGGGGGCGCACGUGGGGAGCCUGCUCGCACCCCGACUCCUCCAUGGCUGAGGCAUCAUUCCCAUUUUCUGGGGGUGGACUGUGCAUAAACACUCCGCUAAUCAGAUGUCAGCAACCCAUUUUUAGACAACAUGAAACACAUCGGGAAAAAAGAGAGAGAGAGAAUAAUGUGCCAAAUGCUCCUGCUCCCACCACUCAGAAUUUAAAAUGUUAGAAGUCUUUGCUCAACCUCAUUAAUCACCAGGGAAACGUACAUCAGGACCACAGUGACAUGCCACUUCGAACCCUCUAGUCCGGCUGCAAUCGAAGGGUCAGACAAUAGUCGGUGCUGGAGAGGUUGCAGAAAAAUUAGAAUUAGAACCUUCCUGCACUGCUGGGGGGAUCUCGGAAUGGUGCAGCCACUUUGAGAAACAGUCUGGCAGUUGCCCAAACAAUGAAACAGAUUUACACACAGCCCAGCAGCUCCAGCCCUAUAGAGACACCCAGGAGAACUGAAAGCACACGUCCACAUAAAAGCUUGUGUGUGAGUGUCCAUGGCAGCAUUAUUCGUGAUCUCCAAAAAGGUGGAAACCAUCGAAACGUCCAUCGGGUGAUGGAUACAUCAAGAAGAUGUUGUCCAUCCCUACAAGGGAACGUGAUUAGGGCCCUAAAAAGGAAUGAAGUUCCGACCUGCUACGACAUGGACGGAUCUUAAACACGUGAUGCUCGGUGACAGGAGCCAGACACCAAGGCCCGCACGUCACCUCAUUCCACUCGUGUGAGAUGUCCGGAAUCGGGAAACCCGGAAAAACAGAAAGUGUUUGCUUGGAGCAGAGAAGACAGUGAUGGCUGAAGGCACAGGGCUCUUCCUGAGGUGGCGGAAAUGCUCUAAAAAUCGACCGUGGUGAUGGUCGCACGUCUCUGGGAACAGAGGAAAAAGCACUGAGUCGAAUGCGCUCGUGGGUUGUACGGUAUGUGAAUUGUAGCUCCAUUAGGCUACUUAAAAGUCCGCGAUAUUCUUCUCCAACGUUUUUCAUAUGAAAGGACCAAAAUGUUACGAAACACGUGGAAGUCCCCUUUCUCUCCCUCCCUUCCUCGUCGUGAGCGAGGAUUCCCUUCCAGUCUGCUCUAAAGCACUGUUCCAUGUCAUGCCCCUCUCUCCCCUUCCUCAUUAACCACAUGCAAGAGCGCUGGGAGAUGGUGCCAUGACCACCUCCAUUUGACGGAUGAGCAAACUGAGGUCACACAGGUCAAAACUGAGCUUCCCCCCGGGGUCAGAGAGCCAGGCUGACCAGGGCCGGGUGCUCCUGUUCCACGUCCGUGUUACAAACUCUACGCCCGCUCCCGCUUCCUCCAGCAAGCGUCUUUGGCCAAACCUCACAAAUGAUCCCACUGAUCUGAAAAGAAUAUCGCAAAUCACAUUAACAGGGAAAUCUGUUGCUCGCAGAAAUCCCAAAACAUCUCUGGUAUUUUCCAGGAAACAUUUUUAGAAUCCCAAGGUGAUUUCCUAAGUCCUUGUCUAAAAGGUGAAAAAUCGCUAUGCCGAACAGCUCGAGCAGACGGUCGAGAUUUCUUCAGCACAACUCACCUAAUUCUCACGUCCCAGACCCACAAAUGUCACAAAUCUCCCUACAAGUCUUGAAAAUGUUACUACUUUCGUAGGCAAAGGAUGAAGAACAGAGAGGAGCUGAGAUGCUUCGCAUUUCAGAUACUCCAUCACGAUAAGGAUGGACCUUCUGGGAGCCGUGAAGCAGUUGCAGAAAAAGAGACAGGUCGACAGAGAAACUUCUGGAAGGCCCACCGCGGGGAGCCUCUGAUCACCCCCCCACUCCUGCUGCUCACUUGAUUUAUUUAUUUUUCUUUUUUCUUUUCUUGAUUUAUUCAUGAGAGACCCAGAGAGAGAGGCAGAGACACAGGCAGAGGGAGAAGCAGGCUCCAUGCCAGGAUCCCAGUGCGGGACUCGAUCCCAGGACCCCGGGGUCACAACCUGAGCCAAAGGCAGACGCUCCACCACUGACCCCCCAGACGUCCCACUGCUCGCUUUCAGAAACCAGCCUCUGAGCCUCGGGGAUGAGAGCUGGGCCCACCGGCCUUGUGGGGCCCCAGUAUCUGCAAAGUGUCACAGGAGACCCAGUGAUGGACGACACCUGGCCCUUGCCUUCAGCGCAAUAUCCUUAUUAACUGAUGUUGAGUGGUUUCCUAUGGAAAGUCGGCCCAUAAUAGUGAAAAAUAGCAGGGUUUUUAGAUACUCUUUAGACCCAGGAGGGAACAGAGAUGCACAAACUAACUGGGGCACCUCAGGCCGUGUGGGAGUGUGUUUGGUGGAUGAGCUUCGCUCGGGGCAAUCUAGGUGUGAACCUCCCGGUUGCAGGUCGAAUUAUGGAAGUCCCAGAAAGAGAUGUGGAAGUCCUAACCCUGGCACCUGUGGAUGUGGCCUUAUGUGGAAAUAGGGUCAUGGCAGGUGUGAUGAGUUACGAGGACGUCAGACUGGACGAGGGUGGCCCUUAAUCCCAUAUGGCUGGUGUCCUUGUAAGAAGGGGGAAGGGAGCUGGUGGAAACGAGGCAGGGACUGGAGGGACGUGGCCCCAGCCAAGGGAGGCCUGGGGCCCCAGGAGCCGAGGGGUCAGGGAAGGACCUCUCCUUCUCUUUGUUGAGCAUGGGGUCCUGGACCUGGGCCUCGCCCGCCCUUGCUUUUCUAGGCUGGCUCAUGCUCCUGAGCCCUGGCCUACUCCGUCUACACCAACCCAGCCUGGCUUCACCCGGGGCCCCUCGGAGGGCCGCCGAGCUCUUGGGCUUCUGCGGCGUCUCCCUGAGAGGCUCUGUCAGCGACGGGACGCAGAGUUGAGUUGCCCCCACCUCCUGAGUAAUCCCAGGGUCUGAGUCGAGGGUCCAGACAAGGAGCCCCAGACCUGCGGACACUGGUCAGCUGUUUCUAGGACCCCAAGAGGUCGUGGGACCCCAAGCCACCGUGCCCUGGCCCCAAGGAGCCUCCUGGCCUCAGCAAUCUCCAGCCCCUGCUGUUUCCUGGCCCCCUGCAGCUGUCUCUUUCCAGAACUCUGGUUCCAGGGUUUGUUCAGGCCCCUAAGGCUGGGACGGUGUCUGGGACCUUCAGGCCUCCAGGCCUCUCUGAGAGGUUCUACCCUUGAUGAGCCUCCUUCUGGCAGGAGGCGCCCACCCCGAGCCUGGGGCCUUGCUCACCCUACUGUGUGUGUAGAGCAUGACCUGAGAGCUCCAGCAGGGCCAAGGGUCCCCGUGAGCUUCGUGAUGCCCCGUGUCCCAUCCCGAGGGGACACACCUCCCGGCGGAGGAGCAGCAGCCAGCGAGGCCACGGCAAGGCCAGCACACAGGUCAUCGGAUCUGCUGGAUCUAAUGACAUGUGUUACGUGUCUUGUCAUCCUCAUUUUCCAACUUUCUUAUUUAGUGUAUUUUACAGAACUCUCGGGCCAUGAUGAACUGAAAACAAGAAACAAAACUGGCCCUAGACCGCAGCAAGUCUGGAAGCAAGCAGGUGUCAGAGGCACUGGGUCCCUGGGGCAUGACUACAGGGGCCUGGCCCCGUGGGGCCCCAUCCUCUGGGCCUGGAGCCGAGUGCCCACCACAGGACCCAUCCCGUGGACGUGAGCUGGGUCUGUGCCCGCCCAGCGCAGCAGGGUUGAAUAGUUGUGUCAGCCUGCGGCCUGCGAAUCCCCCGGUGGUGUUCACUGGGACCCCUGCCCCCUCUCUGGAUGAGCCCUUCUCUACGGGAGCAGCGCCGCCGCCUUGCGGGCAAUUUGGAAAUGGCACGUCUGCGGCGCCCACGAGAGUCAUUGAAGAAAUGCAGAGGCCCCACACCUCAGGCUCUUCCUCUCCAUGUGAGUCGGCGCAUCUCCCUGCUGGACCACAGGCUUCUGGGCCGGAGGCUGGGAGAGGGGACGGCAGUAGGGUCCUCCUCUCCGUCCCCCACCCCGCCCGCCAGCCUGAGAACACAGCCCCCCGCAGUAGGACCACAUCGCUGGGUGAAUGCAGCCAGAGGAAGCACGAGCCUCGGAGCAGCUGGAUCAACCUCACGCCUGGGUGACGCAGAAGAUCACCUGCCACGGAGACACCCAGCCCUUGAGUGUCCCCUUCGUCAUUAACAAGUGUCACCAACUCACAUUUGUGCCAAAAUCCUUUUAGGUGCCACAUGUGCUACAUCCUUGUAGAUUCUGGGUGUCGGAAGCCCCCUCUCCCCCCUACCUCACCCACGGACCUGUGACAACCUCAGCUACAUGAUUGUCCCACUUUGUGUCACCGGAGGCCCUGAGAUCAGGCCACCUCCUUCACGCAGCCCUCCACAGCGCCCUUGGCCGCACACCCUCAGCAUUUUAUUUGCAUUGUGUGGGCACGGUCAUCCCCCCACCAGGACAGGCUGGUGGCCCUGGAUCCUUCUCGCACAGAGCAAAUGGACUAAAUUAAGCAUGCAUCAAUGAAAUUAUCUGCUUCCCCUGAAACUAGGUGACCUCUGAGCGGGGACACAUUCCUCACAGCUGCCCAGAAGCAGCUGGAGUGUUGACAACCCACAGGAGGAUGUGGCCAGGCCCACUGUGGGCAGGCGGUUCUCAGGUCCUGUCAGGAGUCAGCGGCGAGGCGCUGGCCUGCUCCCCUUCCCGCCUGGCCGGCCUCCCUGGGAAGGGUCCCACCUCCUGCAGGGUGCCGGCCCCUCUGGGCCCUCGGCCCCUGCUUGGGGCAGCCCUUCCCUCCCUCGGCCCGGCGCCCCCGCAUCCCAGUCCUGCCUUCCUCUGCGGCCCUUCCUGCUGCCCGCAGCCCCCAUCCCGCCCGCCUUCUGGAAUGUUCCGCAAAAGCAGAGGCCGGGCAACUCUCAUUCCACUCCCAGCUCGGAGUGGAAGUUCAAGAGGCUCUUCAGGGAGUCUGGUCAGAGAAGUCUCGGGAAGGCACGGCCUGCAGACCCCAACCUGUCCAACCCGCCUCCUCUCCCCUAAAACCUCUCCUCGGUCUCCCCGAGCAGCUUCCUGCGUCUCACCCCUGGGCACACCUGCGGCCCUGCUGCCUUCACCCUGCCCUGCCCACUGCCCGGCUCUGCACAGCCUCCGCACCCCUGCCCCUUGCAUCCCUGCUUGGCCUGGCUGUAGGGCUCAGCCACCCAGGGUCCCUGCCACACCCUGGCCAGGACCAGGUGCCACCCUGCCUGCCCCUCCCGCCACCUUCCUGAGCAUCGUAGCUAGAUGCAGCCCCCGGCGUGCUGCUGGGGACACUCUGCAGGCUGCGGCUGUCCCUCCUGGUCUUCCUGUAGGCCACCUCCCCCCUGCACGGCCUCCAGAGCGCCGGCUUCGGGCCCUCACCCCUGCCAACCAGCCCAGCCCAGGAGGUGACAUUUAUAAAAACCCCCUUCUUCUCUGCCUUGAAGAGUGGCAGCCACGGCUGGAACCGGGUCACUGCCUCCUGAGAAGCACAGUCCCCAGCAGCAAGGCCCCGGAGCCCUGCCCCAUAGCUCUCCCCCUACCUCCUCCCCUUGGAACUCCCCGCCACCCCGAGCAUUGCUUCCAGAACCCAGCUCUCUGGCGCUGGAAACUGAGACAUAAAAGUCAAUUACUUUAUUGGGCUUAAAAAAAUGAAAAGCAACCAGCAGACAGGAUUUGUUUCCUAAUUUAUUUUCGGAACGAGUUUUCACUUGGUAUUGAUUGUCGCCGGUCUGGGGGUUGGGGAGGUGGUUUGAGAUUUGUGUCCUGGUCCCUCUGGAGCCUGGCACAACAAAGGCCAUGCAUGCAUCUCCUUGUUUGAUAAUGAAUUCAUUGUUUCCCCCCCUCUCCAUAAAAAAUGGUCACCAAUUUAUUAAUAUAAUCAAAAUUGAAAAUCUCACCAAUGUCUUUUUUAUAGUUGGUUUGUUUGAAUCAGAAUCUAAAACAAAUGUUAGAUAUAUUUCCUGGAUCUACAAUGGUACCCACAUGCUUCUCUUUCUCUCUCUCUCUCUCUCUUAACAACUAUUUUUUGAAGAAACCAGAUCAUGUGUCCUAUAGAAUUUUCCACCUUUGCACUUUGCACCAUGAGAAUUCAUUGUUGGGCAGCCCAGGUGGCUCAAGCAUUUUGGCGCUGCCUUUGGCCCAGGGCCUGAUCCUGGAGACCCGGGAUCUAGUCCCACGUCAGGCUCCUUGCAUGGAGCCUGCUUCGUCCUCUGCCUGUG